Messenger RNA from Sabethes cyaneus, 1176 nucleotides. RefSeq names its product transmembrane protease serine 9-like. The transcript is spliced from 3 exons. Gene Ontology annotation, biological process: proteolysis. Gene Ontology annotation, molecular function: serine-type endopeptidase activity. The record is from RefSeq and is a predicted model, not a curated record. The annotation marks the transcript as partial. NCBI's taxonomy places the organism in Eukaryota, Metazoa, Arthropoda, Insecta, Diptera, Culicidae.
AUGAAAGCAAAAAAGUCCAUCCUAGUCAUAGUCUUGUUGCUGUUAGUUACAGUCCGAAGCAAACGCAAAGUUCUACCGGAGUGUGGCAUUCCGAAGAUCGGUGGCAACGAACUGAUCACCAAUGGACAGGACACCGCUCCGGGGGACUGGCCAUGGCAUGCAGCGAUCUUUCACCGCAAAGGUCGUUCCACGGAUUACGUCUGCGGUGGAACCGUAAUCAGCGAAGAAUUCAUCGUGACGGCGGCUCACUGCGUCAUGAAUGCGGCAAACGGUUUCCGACUGGCCCGGAAUCGUGUGUUUGUUCGGUUGGGAAUUCACGAUCUGGAUUCGGUAAAUCCUGCAUUUGUGCAGCAGCAUGAAGUCGAGAAAAUUUAUAAGUUUGCCAACUUUACUCGAUUAACCGACGACAUUGCGUUGCUAGAACUUAGUACAACCAUUCGCUUUACCGAUUACGUUCAACCGGCUUGUGUGAAUCUGGAUCCUAAUAUAACCGGAGAGUAUGGUACUGUCGUUGGAUGGGGGUUAACAGAAAAUGACGAAACAUCGCCAAUUUUGAAAACAGCGGACAUUCCUGUGGUCGACCCCAUUGUGUGCUUGAAAACUAAUCGUGUGCUCUUCGGCCAUACUCUGGACGAAGGUCUGUUCUGUGCUGGAUAUACAAACGGAACCGGUGUCUGUAACGGUGACAGUGGAGGAGGGUUAUUUUUCCGAAGAGCCAAUUCUUGGUUCCUGGGCGGAAUUGUGUCCUUUUCACAGGUUCGAUCAGACCGAUCCAACAACUGUUACACGAAGGGUUAUGGAGCGUUCACGAAGGUACACCAUUAUGUCUCGUGGAUCAGUGAAAUCACAGGGAUAAGUUUUAAGCGAAACACGGUGCAAAUUUGUAAAGCAGUUGAACCCAAACAAAAGAACGUAUCUUCGAAAUUGCUUCCUCGGCAUUGUGGCGUUUAUAUUCCAAACCGAAUCGUUGGUGGAGUACAAGCCAAAGUGUUUGAAUUUCCGUGGAUGGCACUAUUAUUGGAAAACGACAAACUCUACAUGUGCCAAGGAACGUUGAUAAGCAGGCGUUAUAUCCUGACGGCUGCCCAUUGCUUUGGUUAUUCACUACCCGACAAAGUGCGUCUGGGUGAGCACACGAUCGAUCAGGAUGUUGAUCGCAAUGACCGGGAUGAGGAU